GAACGCAUCAGUGGUAGGAGUACAUUAACUGUUACCGCGUCUGGUUGACCUCUCUUCGUGGUGAGAGGAUUCCCCUGGAUUCCUGCUUAAUGGACGAGACUGGGAAUGUUUCUGCUUCCAUUUCAAACAGACAGCCAGUUUCCGAGUUAAAUUUUAAAGUUUUACUGGAUACGAACGGUGCUAGUCCGUGUUUAAGCUAGCGACUCAUUUCCGGAACGGGAUGAGGGCGUUUUAGGGUACCUUUCGAAUAAUAGAAGUUUACUGGACUUGUGGGGGGUCGGUGGUUAUGCUAAGCUUUAAAGACUAAUGCAGAGAAAAGAGGGAGACGGAUGUAAGAAGGAAGAUGAAAGCAGCAGAGUCCAGGAGAAGAAGGGAUUGAGAUGUUUUAGUCAUGACUGAACUGCUGUGGAUUCUCACCUGCCUGCCUCUGGUCCUGACAGCAAUGAUUGAGCUCCCAGCACCAUCCAACGUCACAGUGACCUUAGAUCAUACGGGUUAUAUCCUGAGAUGGGAACCUGGAGCAGGAACCCCCGCUGGAACGUCAUUCAGCGUUACAACCAGUAGAACCUCAAGUCAACCCAAGGAGAUCCCAGUAUCCAGCUGCAAGCAGGUCCAGAAUCCGCUGGUCUGCAACAUGACUGAGGUAUUUACAGACCUAACGGAGACCUAUAAAAUCCAGGUGAAAGCUCACCUAGGGAAAAAGACAUCCCAGGCAGCCGUCCUUGAACAAUACAAACCUAUCGCCCACCUGCCUCUGCCCCGGCUGAACGUCACGCCCUGCAGCUCCAACCUCUGCGUGGACUUUCUGGUUCCAUACAAACACCUUCAGGAGACCUAUAAUCGCAUACAUUACCAGCUUCAGAUCUGGAGCGGCGGUCACAAAGAAGUCAAGGACCUGACCAACCCAUCCCUAAAAACCCAGAACAUAACGGAUCUGGCUCCGAGCAGAGAGUACUGCUUCUUGAUCCGGUUCGCAGACAGCGUGCCUAAUUUGACCUCCGACUUCAGCCAACCUGUUUGCCAUUCCACCCCGGGAAUCUUUUCUUCAGACCCGGUAGUCUCUGCAGUGGUGUGUUUAAUGGCGCUGGCUGUUAUUGGUGUCUUCGCUCUGCUGUUCUGGACCGGCUUCAUCUGCCUGAAAGGGAUGCCGAUGCCAUCGGUCCUGACCUCCAUCAGUCAUUUAGAAGAAGUCAGAGUUUCCUCCUGCAGAGCCUCCCUGUCCUCUCUGCUAAACAUCAGGUUGGUGGCGCCACCUGUUGGCAGGAAUAGCUCAAGCCACUUGUUUACGGAGGAGCGUGAUGAGGAGAGUGGUACAGAGACCUCUAGUAGGAACUCCUCAGGAGCAAAUUACACUGUGCGGCCAGGCACCAACCUUCUCUCCUCGUCCUCAUCUUCAUCAUCUUUGUCUUCCAAAAGUAAACCUCCACCCAGCUCCAGUUCCUGCUCCAACCAGACACCAGACAGCUCAGUGCUGCAGCCUGAAGCUCCAGCUGCUGCAGAAACCCAGGCUGGAGCUGAGCAGAACCCUCUGAGAUCUGACAACUUAAUAAGUGUGAGAACUGAGGAGGAGGAGAACGAGGAGGAGAAGAACGAGGGUGAGAUGGUUGAACAGGGCGUGAACCUCCUGACUUUAACAUUCGGCUGGCCGGAGAAGCAGAAUGAGGAGGAAGACUUUCCAGAUGUUCUAGAGGAGCUCAGUGCUCCUGAUCUUCCUCUGGUUCUGCCUUCACAACCUGCUGCUGUAGCGUCAUCCUGGACGUCUGAUGAUGAACUACAAUCAUACGAAGACUAUAAAUACAUGAACAGACCUUCUGCAGAUGUUUCUGAACGUUUGAUGCGCUUUGAUCAUGCUUAGACCAGGCUGAAGCUGCCUGGAGCAGCGAGGCCCGUCACGCCACACAAACAGGACCGUUUUCAGUUAUAUUGACUCAGUUCUGGUUUCAACACAGCUCAGAAACUCAUUUUUAUUCACCGAUUGUUUCUUUCCAGUGGGUCCAUAGACCCCUGCAGACAUUUCGGUACAUGACCGCACAGUUUCCUGUGAAAACCUUCUCUCUGGUAGCAGUUAAACUGCUUUCUAGACCUCCAACCAACGGGAUCUCCAUGGCUGGAGUCUGUUCAGGUUCUGCCCUCAGACUGCAGCCCACAAUCACAAACAGAGGACAACCAGAACCUCUGCCUAGAACAUGAACACUCUGUCAUCUGAAGGAUAAGAACCUCCUGUUUGGGUUCACGUUUACUUAAAUAUGAUGAACCAAGCCUUGCACCCAUCUCAGUAUGUCUCCGUCUGUUUGGUGGUUCCCCACAGGUCCGAUCCAGGAGGGUGUCCUGGUUUCUCUUAUCUAGGCGAGGUCUCCUGUCUGCUGGUUUGCUGUAGUUUUCUGGCUGUUUUAUCUAACAGCUGGUUAGCUGGGGCGUCUGCUCAGGUAAAACCUGCAGGCGCUGCUGUAGCUUUGAAACUGGGUCGCAGUUUCAAAGCUACAAUAUGCAUGAAUCAAACCGCACCACCAGGAAACAGAACCAGCACAACAACCGGAUUUUCAAAAUAAUUCAUUAAAGAUGGACUAGAUAUCACUAUAUUAAUAAAUACACACAUAUAUUUAUAUAUGGAUGUGUUAUAUUAGCAGUGGUUUACAUUUGAUCAGUUACUGGGUUUACUAAGGUAUUAUAAACUGAGCCAUUAAACAUUAAAUGCACCAAACUAAGCAACAAAUAUAGUUUUGCUGCACUCAAAUAUCUGGAUGCAUAAAACGAUAAAUGAAGCAGUUUAACCUCCACAGAAUGAGUAGCUUUGGACUUUUAUUGAACUUGGACUUGAAUUCAGAGGUUUCUUGUUUGAAGCAGUUUGCCGAAAAAUAAUCUGUCUACAACUGGCUGUUCUUGGUGGGACCAGCCCAUUUAAUGUCACAGCUGUCUUUUAUCACGUCUUUAAUCCUAAUUUCAAUAUCUCUCUUUCUUGCCUCUUAUUUUUUCCUGUUCGUUUCCGUGUCCGUAGCAAUUGAAAUAAUCCCAAAGCAGAUUCUAAUAAAGUUUCUUUUAUAAAUAUCAAGCAGAGCAUUAAAGCGUUCGCCGCAAUGCUCCACUUGUGAAAGAGGAGAAAAGGAGACCUGGAUCAUGGCUGAAGGAACGAGAUCCCACAACUUCUCGUCGGGUGUUUGAGGCAGGUCAGAGGGGAGCUGCUGCUCCUCCUCCACGUGAACUUUGAUCCCGAACACAGAUUUCUGCCUCUGUCCUUUUCUCAUUCAUUGCCUUUCAUGCUCUUGAGUUUUCUCUGGUCGGCUUGGAUGUUUUGAUCUGUUCAGGUCCAGCCGAUGGGAACGGCCAUCUUGUUUCCUCUCAGUCUGCUGCAGCAGCUCAUUAUUGCCUCAUGUUUCACUUUAACCGCUCAUCUCCACGUUUGCACCAAGCAAGUUGAUUUCAGAUUCAAUGCUUUUAUUUUUUUUUACAUUUACUUGAUGCCAAAAGGCCAGUAAUGACAGAUUAAUGUACUUUCUGGGUAUUUUAUUUUGUGCAAAGCCUUGAUGUUCAGCCGUUAAUGAAAAUGUUUUGUUCCUGCUUCACUGAUUGCGGUAUUUUCUGGUUGUUUUAUAAAGGUUUAAUAUUUUUGCUGGUAAAUGAAAUAUUUUUGCUGCCAGAUCUGUGAUUUUUGUUCCCGGGUGGAAUUUAAAAUAAUGAAUCAUGAACAGCUGCACAAGAAGCAUCAUUUUCCCUCAUGUGACGGUAAACUGAAAACCAUCCGGUGCUCUGAAUACUCCAGUCCUUUCUGUUGUGUUUGUGCUCGUCUUUAAAUGCAUCAAAGCCAAGAACUUGAAUCAUUUCUGGUCUAUAAACGCAUCAACCAACAACAUGUACAUUUUAAUGAGCCUAAUUAAAAUCAUGUAAGGUUUAGGGACAGAGGAUAAGAUGUAGAAAUCAAGAAAAUUCUUUGUUUUUGUUGCUGCAUUUAUUUCUGUUAAGUGGAAAAAUGGAGCUCAGACCUCAGAUGAAACCAGAAGUUGGUUUUGGGCAGGAAAACCCCUGAUGGUUGCGUCUCUAGUAGUUAUUGUGGAUCAGAUGUUUCAGUCCUCAGCAGAAACAAACUCCUGACUGUCUCCUCUGUAAUUCUGGCUCAUUCAGUACAUUUACAGAUGGAUCCAUUAAGGUUUACCAAAACCUCCUCGUGUCGCCGGGUAAACUGGGUGAAAGAACAGCCAUGUCCCAUCCAGAACUACCUUCACUUCACAUGUUGCUAAAUAAACCCAAUGAAGUAGCUUAAGAUCCAUUAUAUGUCGAAGAAAGCUCCGUUUGUUUCUCCUGACGUUACGCUCAAGCAUUCAUCGCCUCAUUUUGUUCAACUAAUCUUUUUCCUGUGAAGGUUUGAUGACGCCGCAUGUGACGCCAUCUGAGGCAGAUUUUCUAGUUUUUGUAUUUUGUCCUGAUAACAGGAAACCGAUGUAUGAAAAUAAAUUGUAUAAGAAAGGA
Messenger RNA from Girardinichthys multiradiatus, 4461 nucleotides. Its product is annotated as interferon alpha/beta receptor 2-like. The transcript has 7 exons. The record is from RefSeq and is a predicted model, not a curated record. NCBI's taxonomy places the organism in Eukaryota, Metazoa, Chordata, Actinopteri, Cyprinodontiformes, Goodeidae. The coding region runs from base 392 to 1855 and encodes 487 amino acids. Gene Ontology annotation, molecular function: protein binding.